Molecule: messenger RNA, 1710 nt
Organism: Malassezia restricta
Lineage: Eukaryota; Fungi; Basidiomycota; Malasseziomycetes; Malasseziales; Malasseziaceae
Product: solute carrier family 45, member 1/2/4
Exons: 1
Coding region: 1-1710 (569 amino acids)
Cellular component (GO): membrane
Molecular function (GO): sucrose:proton symporter activity
Source: RefSeq, a predicted model, not a curated record
AUGCUCGACAAUAUUGAGGAUGUGGCGGGCGAUGGUUUGCCGCUUGAGAGUCACCUCAAGGGUGUUCCCCUGAUCCUGGGUCCUAGGCGGCUGCGAUCACCGAUCCUGACCAUGGGACAUUUAGGCACACAUGUGGUGUGGUCCAUCUUGAAUGCAAGGGCCACAUUGUUUCUACAGCGACUUGGCAUAUACAAAAGCUUUGUUGCGAUCAUUUUGAUGGCUGGUCCAUUGAGUGGUUUAAUAGUACAGCCCACUGUGGGGGUGCUCUCCGAUCAUUGCACAAGUUCAUGGGGCCGGCGACGACCGUAUGUAUUCAUCGGAUUGGUUUUUUGUUGCUUUUCGCUUGUGUGCUUAGCCGCUGCAAGCUCCAUGUCCUAUCAAGAAGAGGGCGCACGAUUUCGUCCCUUUACCGCGCUCAUCGGCAUUCUAGGCAUCAUGGGCAUUGAUAUUUCUGUCAACACGCUCUCUGCUGCACAUAGAGCUCUUACCAUGGACGUGCUUGGGCCUGAAGAGCAGGAUAUGGCAAGUGCCUGGUCUACGCGAUACGGUAAUGCGGGAUCAUUGAUCGGUUACAUGCUUGGGUUGCUGGACUUGCCCAAGAUCUUUGGCUUUAUGGGCCUAACGGACCAUCUAGCCCUUCUUUGCAUAUGCGCUAUUGUUUUUGUAUUAAUCACACAUGCCUCACUGUUUUUUCUUCUUCGAGAAUCGGUGUUACUGAGACUCAACCGUCCACGGACACUGGCACAGUCCAUCACCAAUAUUCCUGUGGAUCUGUACCGCUGUGGUAGGACACUGCCUCCUGCUCUCUGGGAUCUGCUGGUAAUCCAGUUUUUUUCAUGGCUUGCUUGGUUCCCAGUCUUAUACUAUGCCGCGACAUGGGUGGCCGAGAUUUUCAGCUUGGCCCAUGGGCACUCCGCCAAGGAAGCCUCUGCUAAAACAAAGCUGGGAGAAGAGGCCCGUCGUGUGGGAAGCAAAGCCCUGUUUUAUUAUGCCCUAACUGGACUAGUGGCAUCGAUCGUGCUACCAUGGUGCGUUUAUGAACCAAUGACUGCAAGGAGUUUAGCACAUACCCGCUACGAGUCUGCGCCGCAGAACGAUACCGAACUAAACGAUUUGCACGGCACAGAACGACCUGAAAAUAUGGGAGAUGAUGAGGGUGAUGAUAAUUGGAAUCAUCCUACAGCGGGCUCUAUCACGAAUGCCCCCCGACAACCGUGGUGGCGGCGAAUCCGACAUGGCCUCACGCUGGCUGAGAUUUGGUUUUUGUCGCAGGUCAUGUUUGUUUUCACGAUUAUGCUUUUCACAUGUCCCGUGUUCGGCAGCAAAAGUAUCACAGGUGCCAUUGUACUCGUCAGCGUGCUUGGUAUUUUGUGGUCUGUAACUAUGUGGGUACCGUACGCGCUGCUCGGUAUACUUGUUAUUUCGAAUAAAUCUACGACCAUCGGAUUGCAGCGGGCCACGAUUGAUUUGCGAUCAGAAACGGGUACUGUCACUGGUUUACACAAUUGGGCCAUUGUGCUGCCACAACUGGUGACGUCUAUGCUGUCCUCCCUUGUGUUUCUAUUGCCCAGCCUGCUGUUCGAUCCAUCGACGGCCGAGUCGCUCGACAGCACGGGCCUCCUGUUGCGCGUUGGCAGUCUGUGCACGCUCUAUGCCGCCACGUGCACGUUUCGAUGGAUUCGGACGCACGAUGCGGCCAUAUGCAGGUGA